AAUGGAAAUCUUGUUAAUGCAGAAGAAUUAAAGGAUUCACUGGACGUUAAGGCACACCGUCAUAUCAACACUGACUCUGAUUCUGAGUUACUCUUGAACAUAUUCGCUGACAAUUUACAGCAAACCGGUAAAUUCAGAAUUUACGAAGAAGAUAUCUUCACGGCUAUAAAAGGCCUUUAUGAACAAUGUAUAGGUGGUUAUGCGUGUGUGGCUAUGAUUGCAGGUUUCGGUAUUAUUGGGUUCCGGGAUCCACACGGAAUCAGACCAAUAUGUUAUGGAAUUCGACGAAGCCACGAUGGCUUUGAUUUUAUGUUUGCAUCGGAGGGUGUCGUGUUGGAUGCUUUAGGUUUCACUGAAAUUAAAGAUAUAAAUCCUGGUGAAGCUGUCAUCGUCACAAGGCAAGCUAUAACAAAACGUAAACUAGUUCAUUGGGGAGAACCCACGCCGUGUAUAUUUGAAUAUGUAUACUUUGCUCGCCCUGAUUCAGUCAUCGACGGAAUUUCCGUAUAUCGCUCGAGAUUGGAAAUGGGUGAGCAUUUAGCCAACCAAGUUGUGAAAGAAUGCGGCAAAAACUUGGACAUUGAUGUCGUAAUUCCAGUUCCUGAUACAAGUCGUGUAGCUGCUCUUCAAGUGUCACAUAGAUUGAAGAUUGCGUAUCGUGAAGGAUUCAUAAAAAAUCGUUAUGUGGGCCGUACAUUCAUAAUGCCCGGACAGCAAAUGCGCCGAAAGAGUGUUCGACGAAAAUUGAAUGCCAUGGCUUUAGAGUUUGCUGAUAAAAAUGUUUUAAUAGUUGACGAUUCAAUCGUUAGAGGUACAACUUCCAAAGAGAUUGUCCAAAUGGCACGCGAUGCCGGCGCAAAGAAAGUAUACUUCGCUUCGUGUGCGCCUCCGGUUAGAUAUCCUAAUGUGUAUGGUAUAGAUAUGCCAUCUCGACGGGAGCUUGUGGCAUUUAAUCGUGACAAUGAUUCGAUUGCCAAAGAGAUAGGUGCAGAUAUGGUAAUAUAUCAGGACCUCGAUGAUUUGAUUGCUUCUUGUCAAAAGUUCAACCCGAAUAUUACAAAAUUUGAUUGUUCCGUAUUUAACGGCCAUUAUGUUACCGGCGGAGUUACAGAUGAAUACUUGGAUCGCUUAGAAAAAACUCGCAGUGAUUUGGCAAAGUCAUCCAGGGAAAACCUUCACUCUCCCGAUACCAUCGGCCUACAUAACUUUCUCCAAAAAUCGUAUUUUGAACGAAAUGGUUGGAAUGGUGUUAAUGGUGUUAAUGGAGCAAAUUAA
This is a messenger RNA of Dentiscutata heterogama, 1275 nucleotides long. NCBI's taxonomy places the organism in Eukaryota, Fungi, Glomeromycota, Glomeromycetes, Diversisporales, Gigasporaceae. The record is from the annotation of a GenBank genome assembly.